AAUAUAUUGCAUGAGAAGAAGAAACCUUAAUUAGGCUUGAUUUACUAAUUUGAACAAGAGAUAAAAAAUGGCAUCACCAUCAGUAGUACCAAAAGUGAAAUUAGGUUCACAGGGUCUUGUUGUUUCAGCACAAGGUUUGGGUUGUAUGGGCAUGUCCGGGAACUACGGACUUCCCAAACCCGAACUCGAUAUGAUCACGCUCAUUCACCACGCCAUUGAAUCCGGUGUCACAUUUCUUGACACCUCCGACUUCUAUGGCCCUCACACCAACGAAAUCCUCAUCGGCAAGGCUUUGAAAGAAGGUGGACUGAGAGACAAAGUUCAGAUUGCUACGAAAUUUGGAAUCCAAUGGAUUGACGGGAAGCUGGAGAUACGUGGUGACCCCACAUAUGUUCGGGAAGCUUGUGAAGCUAGUUUAAAGAGGCUUGGUAUUGAUUGCAUUGAUCUUUACUACAUUCACCGGAUUGACAUUCGUAUCCCAAUUGAAGUCACGAUGGGGGAACUGAAGAAACUGGUGGAGGAAGGGAAAGUGAAGUAUAUCGGAUUAUCAGAAGCAUCUGCUUCAACGAUUAGACGGGCUCACGCUGUCCACCCAAUAACGGCGGUACAAAACGAGUGGUCUUUAUGGUCACGAGAUUUAGAGGAUGAAAUUGUUCCUACUUGCAGAGAACUUGGCAUUGGGAUUGUUCCUUACAGUCCUAUUGGCAGGGGAUUCUUGGCUGCAGGUCCUAAAGUGGUCGAAAACAUGAUAGAUGGCGACAUAAGGAAGAGUAAUCCAAGGUUUUUGAAUGUGGAUCACAAUAAGACUGUAUUCGAGAAAGUGAAUGAGAUGGCUACAAGGAAAGGAUGCACCGCGGCUCAGCUAGCAUUGGCGUGGGUGCAUCACCAAGGAAGUGAUGUGGUUCCAAUACCAGGUACCACAAAGUUUGACAACUUCAACCAAAACAUUGGAGCUUUGUCUGUAACGCUAACAUCAGAUGAGUUGGCGGAACUUGAAUCGUUUGCUUCGAGUGAUGUGGUCAAGGGUGAGAGGAAUCCAUUCAUGCAAUUCACCUGGAUGAACUCUGAAACUCCUCCAUUGUCAUCUUGGAAAAGCAGUUGAGCUGUUGAUCGCUUAUACUACAAAAUAACGGAAACGUUGACUGAAUAAGGUUUUCAAGGCCUUGUAAGUUGAAUUUUUAGCUGCUGUUUGUUUGAUAGGAGCUUUGUAAGUUUGUAUUGCUCCUAAAUAAAUCAUCUUGUGCACGAUUCAUGUGUUUUUUGUGUACUUGUUUCUCGAAUUAAGAUAUAUUCUUCUAUAUCCAAUAUACAUUUUCAAUUUUUCAUAA
Molecule: messenger RNA, 1328 nt
Organism: Erigeron canadensis
Lineage: Eukaryota; Viridiplantae; Streptophyta; Magnoliopsida; Asterales; Asteraceae
Product: probable aldo-keto reductase 2
Exons: 5
Coding region: 68-1102 (344 amino acids)
Cellular component (GO): cytoplasm
Source: RefSeq, a predicted model, not a curated record